Molecule: messenger RNA, 732 nt
Organism: Orbicella faveolata
Lineage: Eukaryota; Metazoa; Cnidaria; Anthozoa; Scleractinia; Merulinidae
Biological process (GO): protein homooligomerization
Molecular function (GO): protein binding
Source: RefSeq, a predicted model, not a curated record
AUGUCUUCAUCGCGUGACUUAGAGGAAGCAGGCAGUCCACCCGGCGAAGAAGCUUUUGUGAAAGUCAAUAAUUACAUCAAAGAAGUCUUCGAGAUAUUAAAGCACGAGACAACCAAAGUUCGCAAAGAAAGAGAUGCUUUUGAUGAGGUCGCAAAGAAGCUAGAGCAUGUUCACUUCUCGAAAUUGGUGAAACUCAAUGUCGGCGGCCACCUUUUCUCAACCAGUCUGGAAACCGUGAAUAAAGAUCCAGGUUCGAUGUUGCACGCCAUGUUUUCAGGAAGAUUUGACACAAAGCCAGGCGAGGAUGGAUCUUACUUCAUUGAUCGCGACGGAACUCACUUCCGGUAUAUCUUGAAUUAUCUUCGCACAGGGCAGCUUAUUGUGCCUCAAGACAAGACUGUUUGUAGGGAGCUUCUCGCUGAGGCCGAAUUUUAUCAAGUUGAAGGAAUAAUUAAUGACCUGAGAGCAGGAUCCUUUAAAGAUUCAUCAGUUCUGACAUCAGAUCAAUGCCAAAUCUUGAUGAACUGGCUGGGGGACACCUGGGCCCCAAAAGAAGCUAACUUGUUCCCUUGCUUGUUAUAUCGUGCUUCGCGGAAUGGCUGGGCUGCUAGCGACUUUCACGCUCGGUGUGACAACAGGGGACCAACGUUGACAGUGGUGAAGAGUGGAAACUGCACAUUUGGAGGCUAUACAGAGCAAUCGUGGGCAGGUAGGUUUAACGCUUCAUCUUAA